GGAUCUCCUGACUGUGUCCAUAGUACAUCACCUGCAUUGAGUGCUUAAUCCCGGUGCCAGUGGGUGUAGAUAGUCGAAACUAGGCAGCAUGCGUCGGAGCCGUACUCUAUGCUGCUCAGGAGCUUGAGGGUUCAAUAUGCGCACCGAGCUUGGUGGAGAUACAACACACCUGCGUGUGCGCGCUCUUUCAGCGACCAUGGCGGACGAGUGAAUGAGGCGCUGAAGAUCCUCUUCUGCGGCGCCGAUGAUCUUAGCAUCAAAUCCUUAGGCGCAUUGAGCGAGCUACAACAGAGCUCUACCGGGCUCAUCGAAUCCAUCGAUGUGGUCUGCAGACCGGACAAGCCUCGCGGCCGCGGGCUGAAGGUCAAGCAUGAAGUCCCAAUCAAGGCUGCGGCUUUCAGACGUGGACUACAACUUCACCAGUUGGAUACUUUCACCGGCUGGUCGCCUCCCAAGGACUAUGAUCUGGUCGUGGCAGUCUCCUUCGGCCUGCUCGUUCCGGGCAGACUCCUUACAGCGGCGAAGUAUGGCGGCUUGAACGUCCAUCCUUCCCUCUUGCCAGAGUUUCGAGGCGCAGCACCUAUCCCACGCGCGCUGCUUAGCGGAUGUACUGUCUCAGGAGUCACGCUGCAGACUAUGCAUCCAACUCGCUUCGAUCAUGGCACGAUCUUAGCUCAGGAAGAAAUGUCACUCGACCCACUACCCUCAAAUGGGGAGAAGUCUAUCCUCGACAAUGCCAUUGAGCGCAUGGGCACGGUAGGCGCUCGCAUGCUGUCAGACUACAUUCGACACCGGAGGUAUGAGCAUCCUGCGCCCGCUUUCAAUCUCAAGCCACGCCAGCCAUCCAAUGCCCCGAAGAUUACUCCUGAGGAUCGCCAUAUCGACUGGAAUACCUGGACUGCUGAUAAGAUCCUCCUUCGGGAUAGAGUCCUCGGCAAACUGUGGGACACUGUGACGUUCGGCAAAUGUAUGUGGCCACGCGAGAAAAUUCCGCAGCCGAAGCGCAUGGUGUUUCACGGUCCUUGGACGAUAAUGAAGUCCGGCCGCGAGAUGAUAGAAGUCAACCCUGGUCAGCCACUGGCGGUUUCGCAAAACGGCAACGCCGCUCCCACGCUCGGUCUUCAUACGAAAGAUGGCAAGGUCGUCAUGCCUUCGGACGUAACGAUAGAGGGUAAGAAAGCGGGUACUGGCUUGCGGGGUCUCGUUGGAGCAGUCGUAGAGAACACCAACACAUGCAUCGCGUCCGUCAACAGCCGGACUUGAAGCUCGACUACAAAGAUAGACUCGCUGACAGCUAUCUUCCGCGCUUUCAACGUCUGCG
Molecule: messenger RNA, 1321 nt
Organism: Baudoinia panamericana UAMH 10762
Lineage: Eukaryota; Fungi; Ascomycota; Dothideomycetes; Mycosphaerellales; Teratosphaeriaceae
Exons: 1
Coding region: 109-1263 (384 amino acids)
Biological process (GO): conversion of methionyl-tRNA to N-formyl-methionyl-tRNA; biosynthetic process
Cellular component (GO): mitochondrion
Molecular function (GO): methionyl-tRNA formyltransferase activity
Source: RefSeq, a predicted model, not a curated record